UCCAGCACACAUUAAGAAUGAGAAGCAGGGGAGCGAUUGAAGCGAAUAAGGCAAAUAUAACAACUCAUUUUGACAGUGUGUGGCUCCAUAUUUACACCACAUCGAAAAUAAACUCAAAACAUGCGACGCAUCAGGUAAUCGAUACACACACAUACGCUCACAUAAAAACAGUCCAAUACUGCCGAAGUGAUCUCCCGAUCUGCAAGCGCCAAAAUACUGAUGCGGUUUAUACUAGCUCGUCACGAAGACAUUGGACAUUUCCUAUGAAAUUAAGUUGUAAACCUUUGGGUGUUGUUUUGAACAAUCCACGACAAACAGGCUAGUUUGAAAUCUAUCUAGGUCAUGUUCCCAGUCUUCGUGCUUGCCUUGUUUAUUGUAUUCACAAAAAAAUCGGUUUCACAGCAAAACACUGUAACUUGCGGCUCAGUGCUCAAACUAGUGAAUACUGAUUUCAAUGUGCGACUUCACUCACACCAGGUUCAGUAUGGUAGCGGGAGUAAGCAGCAGUCUGUUACCGCUGUAUCUGACGAAAUGGAUACCAACAGCUACUGGCAGGUUGUUGAACGUAAUGGUAGCCCUCAGUGUAAUCGAGGUAGAGUUAUAAAAUGUGGACAAAAAAUCAGACUCAUGCAUCUAUCAACUCAAAAAUAUCUUCACAGUCACCAUUUUCAGUCUCCUCUUUCUCCUAAUUAUGAAGUCUCUGCAUUCGGUGAGAAUGGAGUAGGCGAUGAAGGCGAUGAUUGGCAAGUUAUUUGUGAUGGUGCCUAUUGGAAGCAAUCGUCAAACAUUCGUUUAAAGCAUAUUUCUACGGAGGGAUACCUUCAUCUCUCAGGUAAACAAUAUAGUAGACCUAUAUCUGGACAAUAUGAAGUUUCUUCAACUCCAAAAUUAACUAAUGCAAUUACUUGGAUAGCUACAGAAGGUGUAUAUAUUGAUCCAGUGGAGUCUAUAAAUAAAUCAACCGGUUCAACAUAUAGCCAUGAUGAAUUCUAAUAUAUUUUUCUGUUUGAUCAUGUUAAUUUCUUGUAAAAGGAGGUCUUGCGUUAACCUCUGUGAAUAUUAACCGAUUUGUACAUUUCAGUGUUAAUACGAUUCUUUACCUUUCAAUUAAUGUGUUUAUUAAUAUGUUUAUGUGAGAUGCACAAUCCAAAUCUAUCUACAUCAAUAUCUUUGUGUAUAAAUAAUAUCCUGGUUUAACUGUAUAAACAAAAUCAUAUUUGUCUUUUUUGACAAAGAAGCAGGGAGGUUGAUUAUGAAUAUAAUCGUCUUGAGUGCUGUUAGAGGUAUAAGGACGGUUUUCAUUUCCCGAUUGCCCACACCGUGGGAGGGUUCUUCUGGAAGUACCUGAAAGGGAAAUUGGAUUAAAGGUGGUCUUAGUGACCUGAGAGCGAGACCGCAGUACCCAAGGGACAACUGCUUGAGGUCGGUCACACACGACCUUUUUGUAAGUAAUUUUCGUUUUAGGUCUUUACUUGUUGAGACCUUACAGUCGGAGACGGAUAUCUGUGAGAUAGGGCGAGAUAUGCACUUUUACGGUUGACUUUUUCUAACCUCACCACUGAUUGUGAGAAGGCAGCAUCACUGUUAUGCUGGUUGUCUGAGGGAAACACCUUACAACACCUUUGUACAGUCAGCAGUACGACUUAGCCUUCGAACCUUGGGUUUGCUGCUUUUAGUCUUACUGCUCUUCAACCGACUUGUCUGUCAAGGAGGACACCAACUUGUACGACUUUGACCGUGUGCCAAAGCAAUAACUCAUUAACUAGUACAAGCAACCUAGCGUCAACUUUGGAUCUUUUUUGGUCCUUCUUAGCAUUGCCUGUUUAGUUCAGAACACAAUUCCAGCCUCCAUUGUAUGAAUUGUAGUUUAUAUACAAGCAGAUCAGACCGAAUUCCACCAUAAAAUAAAGAUCAGGCCAAAAGUGGUUAUGAGUGUGAGAGACUGUAACUAAUAAUUUGAAAUAAAUCAUAUAAUAGUAGUCAAUAGCUCAAAUAUAAGGAAUAUAAAUAUACAUAGCAACAGUCUCUAAAUAGUCCCCAUAGUUUGUUCUUCGGAUACAACAAGAUCAGUUAUCACUAAUGUAGAAUUUAUUUGAACACAUAAAUAUUGGUACAAUAGAGCACCAAAUAUUUAUGCGCCACACAAAACAAUGAGAAUUUGAAGAGAAGAAAGAGAAAAAAAGUAAGGAGCGUAAAAAAACAAUAACGUACAGACUAGUGUAAGGUAAUGUAAUAAUAAUCAUGGGGGUAACGAAAAGGUACAACCAGAACAAAUCUGUCAGUUAAGGAAGAAGCAACCACUUUUUAUGAAGAAGGUUAUUUUCUGUAUACUUGAAAGGCAGGUUCUUUACAUGGUUGCCUCUAUGUGCAUCUACCAGUUCACUUGCUUUAGUGUAUCAAGAUACAUAGGUCACAAUCACUUACUGCUUUCAACUCGGAUUCUAGAACUUGCCUCACUGUGGUCAUAUAAGGGUGUGAUUUUAUUUAUUUGAACACAUAAAUAUUGGUACAAGAGGGCACCAAGUAUAUAUGCUCCACACAAAACAAUGGGAAUUUGAAGAGGAGAAGGGAAAAAGGUGAGGAGCGUCAAAAAAAAAUCACGAACAAAAUACGGUAAGGUAGUGUA
Molecule: messenger RNA, 2626 nt
Organism: Schistosoma haematobium
Lineage: Eukaryota; Metazoa; Platyhelminthes; Trematoda; Strigeidida; Schistosomatidae
Gene: SDF2L1
Product: Stromal cell-derived factor 2-like protein 1
Exons: 7
Coding region: 343-993 (216 amino acids)
Source: RefSeq, a predicted model, not a curated record